AAGUGUUUGUUUCGCGACUUCAACUUCGCAAACAGUGACGUCGACACGCCCCGGAGUUCAGCCGUCAACUCGUCCCGCAUACAGCAGGAGCGACAGCAACAUUCCUCGACGGGAGGGAAACAACACAUCAUGGCUCUUCCACAAUCCGCAUACAAGGACCGUCAGUUCCUUGCUGUUAUUGGUGACGAGGUAAUCAUAGCACUGUCCUGCCUCUUGACCUCUGCUGACACUCGACCUACANNGGACUCGGUGACGGGUGUCUUGCUCGCUGGAGUCGGACACGUUACCGACCCUCCGGACUCGCAAAAGAACUACCUCGUCGUCGACCACAAGACCGAGACACACACCAUUGAGGAGGCCUUUGACAGCUUCACCCAAGAGCGCAAGGACAUUGCCAUAGUCCUCAUCAACCAGCACGUANNCGAUGCCGCUUUUCAUUCUACGCACGUCUAUGCCUGCACAACAUACUCAUUCCAUCUACAGAUCGCCGACAAGAUCCGCAGCCGUGUCGAUUCGUACACCCAAGCCUUCCCUUCUCUCCUCGAGAUUCCCUCCAAGGACCACCCUUACGACCCCGAGAAGGACAGCGUCAUGAAGCGCGUCAAGAAGCUGUUUGGAGAGUAG
Molecule: messenger RNA, 624 nt
Organism: Aureobasidium vineae
Lineage: Eukaryota; Fungi; Ascomycota; Dothideomycetes; Dothideales; Saccotheciaceae
Source: the annotation of a GenBank genome assembly